UUGAUGUGAGUCGGGUAGGUUGACAAAUGAUUUUUCGUAUAAAACUAGACCGUUUUUUGCCAAUCAGCAUCAAAUCAAUUUAGUGUCUUCGUUAGCAAACUACUGCUUUAGAGCUUUUCGAAAGUUAAAUCCAAUUACAUCAAAAUGAAUAAAUUUAUCCUUAUUGCCACCAUCGCUUCGCUAGCCUGUGUUGCCCAUGGUGCUAUUAGCCACGGCACUCACGCUGAGACGUUGAAGCACAACAGCCAUGUGAACGAGGAUGGCAGCUAUAAGCUGGACUAUGCGACCUCCAACGGUAUUAGCGCUCAAGAGGAGGGCUUUGGUGGUCAUCACGCCAGCGGCGGUUUUUCGUACUACUCACCUGAAGGUGAACUCAUCCAGCUCUCCUACUUGGCUGAUGAGAACGGUUUCAACCCUCAGGGUAACCACUUGCCCACUCCUCCACCAAUCCCACCACAGAUCCUCAAGUCUUUGGAAUACAUUCGUCUUCAUCCAUACGAUGAGGAAGCUGCCCAUCGUCAGCAACUUCAACAACAACAACACCGUCCACAGCAACAGGCCCACCUAAAACAAUUCCAGAAUGUAGCGGCACACAUACGUCGCCCAGCUCAACGUAGACACUUUUAAGAAGCCAAAAGUCAAAUAGUUAGUCCAAAUGAUGGACAAGUUCCUACAUCAAAGCUCAAUGCAUUGUAGCCAAUACAUACCUAUACAUAAUUCACAUACAUAUUACUCCUAGUUUCAAUAAAUGCCGUUAUCAAAACAA
Zeugodacus cucurbitae (melon fly) is the source of this 766-nucleotide messenger RNA. Its product is annotated as pupal cuticle protein Edg-78E. The record is from RefSeq and is a predicted model, not a curated record. Gene Ontology annotation, molecular function: structural constituent of chitin-based larval cuticle. Bases 145 to 627 code for a protein of 160 amino acids. Lineage: Eukaryota; Metazoa; Arthropoda; Insecta; Diptera; Tephritidae. The transcript is spliced from 2 exons. Gene Ontology annotation, cellular component: chitin-based extracellular matrix.